Messenger RNA from Coregonus clupeaformis (lake whitefish), 2424 nucleotides. RefSeq names its product pescadillo homolog. Bases 132 to 1895 code for a protein of 587 amino acids. Lineage: Eukaryota; Metazoa; Chordata; Actinopteri; Salmoniformes; Salmonidae. Gene Ontology annotation, molecular function: RNA binding. Gene Ontology annotation, cellular component: nucleolus; PeBoW complex. The transcript is spliced from 15 exons. The record is from RefSeq and is a predicted model, not a curated record. Gene Ontology annotation, biological process: ribosome biogenesis; maturation of LSU-rRNA from tricistronic rRNA transcript (SSU-rRNA, 5.8S rRNA, LSU-rRNA).
AUAUGCUUGUCACACAACACGUGCAUCAGCCACCGUGGUCUUUCUUGGCGCUUGUGUUUACAUGAUUGUUUACAGAAGUAGACUUACACAUCUAAGACAUUUACAGAAUAACACGAACAGAUCUUUUGUAAAUGGGGGGUCUACAGAAAAAGAAGUAUGAGAGGGGCUCUGCCACCAACUACAUCACAAGGAACAAAGCCCGCAAGAAGCUGCAGCUGAGCCUGGCAGAUUUCAGACGCCUGUGCAUUCUGAAAGGCAUCUACCCUCAUGAACCCAAGCACAAGAAGAAGGUGAACAAGGGUUCCACGGCCCCCCGUACAUUCUACCUGCUCAAAGACAUCCGGUUCCUCCUGCACGAGCCCAUUGUUAGAAAAUUUAGAGAGUACAAGGUGUUUGUGCGUAAACUGAGGAAGGCCUAUGGAAAGGCAGAAUGGACUGGGGUGGAGAGACUGAGAGAUAACAAGCCUGGCUAUAAACUGGACCACAUCAUCAAGGAGAGGUACCCCACAUUCAUCGAUGCCCUCCGUGACAUCGACGACGCCCUCUCCAUGUGCUUCCUGUUCUCCACCUUUGCCCGCACGGGAAAGUGCCACGUCCAGACCAUCACGCUAUGCCGACGCCUCACUGUAGAGUGGAUGAACUACAUAGUCACAUCUCGCUCUCUCCGGAAGGUUUUCAUCUCCAUCAAGGGGAUUUACUAUCAGGCAGAGGUUCUUGGACAGCUCAUCACCUGGAUCGUGCCCUACCAGUUUGCCCAUGAUCACCCAACAGAUGUGGACUAUAGAGUAAUGGCCACCUUCACAGAGAUGUACACCACCCUCUUUGGCUUCAUCAACUUCCGCCUCUACCAGACCCUUAACCUGGUCUACCCGCCCAAGCUGGACAGCAAAGCUGAGUCAGAGCUAAAGGCAGAGCACGAAGAGGAUUAUGCCAUGGACUCUGAGAGCUACUUGGAGAAACUGUCUGCCCUGAGUGCCAGUCUGGCGCGUGUGGUUGCCACUGCAGAGGAGGAGGAGAACCAGCUCGACCAGUUCCCUGCCGACGGGGAGGACCUGGAGAACAUGGAGGCCAGAGAGAAGGAACAGAAAGAGCAGGAAGCCCAGAAGAGGCUUUUCGAGGGGCUCAAAUUCUUCCUGAACAGGGAAGUUCCCAGAGAGUCACUGGCUUUUAUCCUGAGGUGUUUUGGUGCCGAGGUGUCAUGGGACAAGUCCCUCUGCAUCGGUGGUACCUACGACAUGACUGACGAGACCAUUACCCAUCAGAUUGUGGACAGGCCCGACAUAGACAAGCAGUACAUCAACAGGUACUACAUCCAGCCCCAGUGGGUGUUUGACUCGGUCAACGCCAAGAUGCGCCUGCCCGUGGAGGACUACUUCCUGGGGGUGACGCUGCCGCCCCACCUGUCGCCCUUCGUGGAGGAGAAGGACGGCGACUACGUGCCCCCGGAGAAGCUGAAGCUCAUGGCCCUGCAGCGCGGCGAGAAGCUUGUACAAGAGGAGGAGGAGGAGGAAGAUGAUGAUGAGGAGGAGGAGGAGGAAGAAGAGGACAAUGAUGAGGUGGACGAUGACGAGUUGACUGAGGAGAAGAAUCUGAAGAAGAUGGAGGAUCAGCGAUCCCAUGGCAAGACUCUGGCAGUGAAGGUGACCCCUGGCAAGGUGAGACCCUGGGAAACUGGUUCCGUGGGGAACAAGGUGCGCCUGGAGCAGGAGGAGAAGGCGGAGGAGAAGCGUCUGGCCAUCAUGAUGAUGAAGAAGAAGGAGAAGUACCUGUACGACAAGAUCAUGUUUGGCAAGAAGAGGACGACCCGAGAGGCAAACAAACUGGCUGCCAAGAGAAAGGCCCACGAAGACGCCAGCAAGGCAGAGAAGAAGCAGAAAAAGGCCAAGAAACUGUAGCCACCUAACAGUGGAUAUUCAUCAAGGAAUGCUUUUGAUUUGUAUGGUUGUCAAUCAUCAAUCUCAUGAAACUCAUGGGUUUAUUAUGAAAAAAUAGUAUGAAUUGGUCCCAUGGAGAUUGAGAUCAGUGUUAGUAUCAUUUGUCACGAAUGUUGGCAGGUAGAAAUGCUGGAGGAGUCACAUUGUUGCAAAAUAUUAUCCACCCUGCCUCGUCAACCAUUGUGAGGUGAAUUUCUGCUUUGUUCUUAUUUGUGUGAACUCUGAUAUUCUGGUCUACUCUAUACAAGAAAGAUUUUUCCACUGAUUCACCCCAUUUUAAUAUAUUGAAUAUGUAAUUAAAUGGGGUUCUGUGUACUUAAGUAGAAGAACUUGUCAAUUUACUGUUAAUGACUCUAAUAACAUGAACGACAAGCCCCACUGUCAUCAGUGAAAUUAACUUUGUAUGAAGCCUAGACUUUUUUUGUAUACUUUUAAAGAGGUAGGACACUUUUUGCUUGAUGUGUAAUUCUAAUAAAUUGUUUUGUUUAAA